AUGCCACGAGGAAGAUCAGCCAGAAGUGCCCAUUCAGAUGGCAGCGAGAUGGAUAUGGACGGCACAGCAGAAUCAGAGAUAACCAAACUGCAGAGACAGUUCAGGAUCAUGGAAGGAGACCGACAGGCCUACAACAUUCAGGCUCGGGAGCAGAUUCGCAAACAACAGCAGGAGAUACAGAAGCUUCUGACGGAGCAGGAGGAGCUGCAGCAAAACCUUGGUGCAUGUAAAAGCUUGUCCCGACAACAGCAAGACAGUGAGGACACCCAGAGUCUCAAUGCUCUAUUGGAGCAGAGAGACAUGCUAGAGGAGGAGUUGGAGAAAGAGAAGCAGUGUCAAAAAGAAAUAAUGAAAGAGAUCUCAAACAUAGAGAUGAAGCUGGCAGAGCUGAGAAAAGGGGAGGUCAAUACUAGUGACACACUAAGAUCUGAAGUACGACGGACUCAGAAGGCCAUACGUACCUGGGAAUACAAACUGGACAGAGCUUUGACCCGCUUCAAUGAGCAGCUGACCAAAAACAGCCACCUGAGAGAGGAGAUGCAGACUCUUCAUAUUGAACGUGUCCGUUUUCAGCAACUUCACAACAGGCUGGACAAGGAACUCCAAGAAGUCCACAAGAAGAUUGGGGAAAUGAUCAAUCUGUCUACUGCCGCUUACGAUGCCAGGGUGGAGGCUCAGUCCAAGAUGACCAUGAUGAGAGAGAAGGCAGUGAAGGAUCUCGCCCAGUACAAUGCUGAGAUGAAAGAAUUGGAAAGGGUCAUUGCACAUGAGUGUAGCCUGAAAGAGUUCAUGACCACCAAGUGCAGUGAGAGGACUAGCCAAGAUGACGGCCAGGAGAUGGGACACAGACAAUUGUCGGAACUGAGGGAGCAGAGGAGGACGGACUCAGGUGAGGAGUCACUGGACGCUUUAGAGGAGGUGUUUGAGAGGAUUCAGACUGUGACAGGGGAGGACAACCUGGACAUGCUGGUCACCAGGUUCAUCCAGGUUGAAGACCGAAACUUUGCACUCUUCAAUUUUGUAAAUGAGCAAAACAAUGAGGCUGAAGCACUGAGGGAUCAAAUCAGCCAGAUCCAAGGAGAGAUGGAGCAGUUUCGUGUGGAGGGUUUGCAACAGGAGCGAGAACAUCGCUCUUUGCUGAGAGACACUGAUGAGCGACAAAAGGAAACCAAGUCUCAAGCUGAGGACUAUGAAGACCAAGCUAGCAUCAUAAGCAAAAUCCUGGACCAGGUUAAAACAGAAGUGAACAGCAUUUUUUCUAAGAUGGAGUGUGACCGUUCAGUGAUAGAGGACAUGCUGGGCUCCUCUUCAGGGAUCAGUGAGAACAACAUCAUGUCCUACCUGGGUCUGGUGGAACAGAGGACCAAUGAGCUGCUCACCAUACAAGCUUUCCUCAAUUCUAAAGAUCUGGAAAAGGACUACAAUCCAAAAGAUCUGGCCAAGUUUCUUCUGGGUCAAAAUCCAGAAAUGCUCAAGGAGAAUAUUAGUAUCCAACCUGCAGUCAAUAGUGUGGAGUAUGACGCAGGAGAGUCUCCUGUCACUGAUGAAGAAGAACGUCCACUUUCACAGGGGGAACUUCGCAAAAAAAUCAUUAAAGGGGUAAUGCUGAAAGAGAGUUCAGCCCGGCAGGCAGCAAACAAAGUGUCAAAAACCAGUCAGCAGUUUGGCAGCAGGCAGCGCUCCCUGGAGGAAGCAGUAAUCUAA
Messenger RNA from Scomber japonicus (chub mackerel), 1704 nucleotides. RefSeq names its product outer dynein arm docking complex subunit 1 (gene odad1). The coding region runs from base 1 to 1704 and encodes 567 amino acids. The record is from RefSeq and is a predicted model, not a curated record. The transcript is spliced from 14 exons. NCBI's taxonomy places the organism in Eukaryota, Metazoa, Chordata, Actinopteri, Scombriformes, Scombridae. Gene Ontology annotation, biological process: outer dynein arm assembly; cilium movement. Gene Ontology annotation, cellular component: axoneme.